CGGACCAUAAGCAUCGUCUGAAAGCUGUUUUAGUUCUGGACGUAAACUAUACGCUUGUUACAUCUCUUCGAAUACGGUGAGAAGCUAGCUAGUGUUUACUUCAGUUGUCUUCAUCAGCUAGCUCGCUAUAUACUUUUUUGCCAAUUUAUAAAAUGGCUCUGUUAGCUAGCUAAAUUAUAAAGAUUAGUUGCGCGGCACCGCCGUUAACCGUGGAUUAUCCAUUGAGGGGGCGUAGCUAACGUUAGUUAGCAAGCACCAUAGAAAAACGAAUGCACCUCACUUGUGCAAUUUCAUUUUGUAUCGUAUCUAGCCACCUAACCAAGUAGCUAACACUAUAUGCAGAAAUCGUAUUGGGUAAUGGCGGCAAAUUCAAGAUACAAUAACCAUUUGAACAGUUUGCUACUACAGCGGAUGAAGUUGCGGAAAGAGCGUGGAUAUUUUUUUUGGAAGACUGUGAAAAGGGAAAGGAGUUGAGUGUAGAGGGAAGCGGUGUGUUGAGCAAGACUGACGUCAAGUAGAAAAAUACGUGCUCAGAAAUUGAACCUGACGAGCAUGAUGAUGUUGGAAGGACGCUGAGAGUGGAAACGGUUCAGACACAGAACAAUGAGACCUUCUUCUUCUGUGGGUUUUAUGGCGGACUACAACCCAAAAAGUUGUAUUGCCGCCACCAACUGGACGGGUAAAAAAUAAAAUCCAUACGUGAUAGGGAAAUUAACUUAAUCCACCCAAAUAAAAAUAGUAAACAAAUAAAAAUAGUAAAUUAACACAAACUCCCACUUAGGGCCUGAGAGGGUGGUACGGAUUGUGACAAUAUUCAAUGUAACUCCUCCGCCGAGAAGUCUUUCAGUCACAGGAACCGCACCGCCGCAUCCACAAUAAUAUAUAUUUUCCUGGACCUUCUCUCCACUUGGCAGUGCCAUUAAUCACCAUAGCUAUAAAGGCCACAGAGUCCACCUUCUUAACCUUUAAAAUAUCUGGGUCCUGCUGGUGAAAGGCAACCCCUGCAGCCUGCAGUGAAGGCCUAUCCACCACCAUGGACUCUUCAGGAGCACCAUUCAAACCCUCAACCCUUUUAACAGCAGCCGCAUAUGAUAUGCUCUGGACAACCCUAGCUUUGGCCACCUCAUUUUAUUUCACCCUUGUCAGGCAUUCAAAAGACGUGGCUUCAUGGUUCCCACCACAAUUGCAACAUGUCAUAUUUUCAUCACUUUUAUAACACAUAUGAUAUUUUCCACAACUUGGACGUCUCGGUUGCUCCCUUCUGCAAACACUUGAAACAUGACCAAAAGCUUUACGUUGAUCACUGCAUUGGUCUUGGGAUAAAUGCUCUGACUUUGUAGUUUAUAUACCCCAACUGCACUUGAGUAGGGAGAGACUCCAUAUAAAAAAACAAAAGAACAGAUAAACUCUUCACUUUUUCAUAAUUCACCACACGAUUCAUCCAACGUGCAUCAAUCACUCCAGGAAUAUUUUUCAUCUCUUCAACAUCGACUUCCCACGAGACGCCAGAUAUUACCCCCUUGAGGGGUGCCCUGUUCCGAAGAGACACACAACACGUCAAACUUAUCAAAUCGGGUGAGACGCAACACACAUUUCUUCUGAUCCUCAGAAGCACAACAAAUCGAAACAAGCCCGCCUCUCGUGAUCCUCACAGCCUUUACUUUACCCAUCACUCUCUCAACCAGUUUGGAUAGCUCAAAUGGAUUCUUCAAGAUUGGUAUUUCGAUCAGCUGCUCCUACAAGAUACAAAGGGAAAUUCUCAGCACUGUACACUACUUUGCUCUGUUUUCCAUUGUUUUGGACAAUAGUCCAAUUCUACUUGAUUCUACCGCCAUUAGAUUUACAAUCCACUUCAGCAUCUGCUUCCACCAUCUUUCAGGGUCACCAUCUCAGGCCAACAAAUGAGAGAUAUUUCACCGGAUGUGUAAAUGUGAAGCAUCCGCUUGGCGUUUCCACUCACUACCAAAUAUGGUAGUGAGAGGACGCCCAGUGGCCGACAGUGGGAGAAGAUGGAAGGAGAUGGAUAUUGGCCGACAUUCUUCAAAUGUUCUCAUUGAUGAAACAUUUGAUCUCAGUACAGUUUUCUGAUCCCAAAACUAGAAUUUGUUAUGAACAGAGUCGUCUGCGUUUUGUAGACUUUAACCUUCGGCAAAGUUGUAAAAAAUCACGUUGUUUAGGAGUGCAAAGGCGAAUUGAGUAAUUGCACACGCGCGCUUAACAGAGUAGGCGUUCCCUAACGGAAAUAUGCAGUUGUUCAUAAAGACAGGCCUCUGUCUAAUAAUGCCUUGUUCGUUUGUUGGAGUACGUUUCAUGGAUAAGGAUGUGUUUUUGGGAGAUCCAUUUGCGGUCAGGGAGAUGGAGUAAAAGUGACCAGGGGCCGCAUUUAUAAACGCUACAUAUGCACAAAAAAUGCCCCAAAACAGGUUACCACGCAAAAGUUGGCAUUUAUAAAAACUGAACAAGUUCUAGUGUUUGAAGGAUUGCAUUGUAACAAGGCAAAAGUAGCCUAGUUGUAGCCAUGGGCAAUAUUUGAUGGCACUCUUAUUCAAAACAAAAAAACGGGCAUUUAGGCUUAAAUAUAAUAACAAUAUGCAAUAAUUUGCUGUUAGUGACGAGUGAAAAUUAAUGUAUUUUAUCUUUGCAUUCUAAAAUAAUUAGAAAUAGGCAUCUAUUUCUAUUAUUUCUUAAAUUUCAUGAUAAUUGCAGAAUCAAUUCCUCACCUGUUUGUGACUGAUGGUUUCAUACUCGCGAAAUGGCCUAAAGGCCUACAACAAGUUAGGAUAGGCUACCAUCUCUCAUUUAAUUGGACCCACUUUACAGUAGUAAAUAGUAGUGCAGUUUAAUGGUAGAACAGACGGCCUACAAAGGUCAAUGGAAAAGGUGAACUAUGUCUGAAUAAUGUAAUGUUACAUUUCUCGAGUGGACAAUAUUUCAUUUAUAAACAUAAUACAUAGGCCUAAUAUAUUGCAAAGACAUUGGCAACAUUGCAGAAUAAAUUCCUCACAUUUUCUGUCCAUGAUAAGUUAUUAUUCCCGAAGUAGCCAUAAAACAAAUUACCAUGCACAUCUCUCUUUUAAUUGGGCCUAUUAGAUAGGCUAUUAUAAUUUCGUUUUUGAAUUAUUUGUAUAGUUUUAGGUCUGAAACUGUACAAAAUGUUCACAAUGCGCUCGUUAGCAUUUAGUUAGCCUUCUCUAUGAUAUUCUACAUGUACUUGUUAGGAUUGCUAACCUUCGGAUUAAUGAGUAUCAGUGGGGUUUGAAAACGGCGCCCCCUGUGUUCUGUGCCAGUAUUAUGGAAUAUUCCAGUAUGGCACAAGGUCGGUAUGAAGGUAUGACAGCUCGGCAUUCAACACCAUAGUGCCCAGAAAGCUCAUCACUAAGCUAAGGACCCUGGGACUAAACACCUCCCUUUGCAACUGGAUCCUGGACUUCCUGACGGGCCGCCCCCAGGUGGUAAGGGUAGGCCCUCAGGGGUGCGUGCUUAGUCCCCUCUUGUACUCCCUGUUCACCCACGACUGCAUGGCCAAGCACGACUCCAACAACAUCAUUUAAGUUUGCCGAACGACACAACGGUGGUAGGCCUGAUCACCGACAAUGAUGAGACAGCCUAUAGGGAGGAGGUCAGAGACCUGGAAGUGUGGUGCCAGGACAACAACCUCUCCCUCAACGUGAGAAAGACAAAGGAGAUGAUCGUGGACUACAGGAAAAGGAGGGCCGAACACACCCCCAUUCACAUCGAAGGGGCUGUAGUGGAGCGGGUCGAGAGUUUCAAGUUCCGUGGUGUCCACAUCACCAACAAACUAUCAUGGUCCAAACAUACCAAGAAAGUCAUAAAGAGGGCACGACAACGCCUUUUCCCCCUCAGGAGACUGAAAAGAUUGGGCAUGGGUCCCCAGAUCCUCAAAAAGUUAUACAGCUGCACCAUCGAGAGCAUCCUGACCGGUUGCUUCACCGCCUGGUAUGGCAACUGCUCGGCAUCCAACCGUAAGGUGCUACAGAAUGUAGUGCGUACGGCCCAGUACAUCACAGGGGCCAAGCUUCCUGCCAUCCAGGACCUAUAUACUAGGCGGUGUCAGAGGAAGGCCCCAAAAAUUAUUUCAGUGUUGGAGGUGUGUUUAUUGACCGAUUGCGCAUUUGGUUAAUGAUGUUUGUCCCCCAUAAGACACUGUAGAUGCAGAAGCCUUUAUCACUUCCUCAAAAGCCUCAGAAUGAAUCGAAGAUAACUCAAGAAAUGUGUAAUUCAUUUUGACAUUUUUGCAGAGGAUGUUUUAGUUUUGCAAUUUUACAUCUAAGGUGUUUGGUGCAGUAUUUCUCAAAUAAAAAAAUGCGGCUUGUGUUAUGUAAACAAAGUCGGAGCUGCUGGGCAGGUCUGUCUCACUGUCUCUAAACUAUUGGAUAGAGAGCAAUCCCCGCAGCUGUUAACCCCAUGUUAGUGGGCAAAUGGACAUCGUCAAAUCAACCCAACCUUAAUUUACCCGUUGUGAUGCACGGAUGUUCCAAGACUGACUUCAUGACCAGAAUAUCCUAUUUACACUUUGUAGUCAGUUUUGACACUAGAAUAACUGUUUCUGACUGGAAUCGAUGUCACAUAGGCCGUUCUCAAAGGCAGCCAAAACUGCCAAAUACUCCAUCUGAACGUUGCAGCCGACCGUUGCAGCCUUCUUCCGUUACACACAGAUGUUCGUAACAUGCUUAGAUGUUUUCUGUAAAGACGCACUGUAACAUGGAGAUGUGGCCGUGUGGGAACACUAACCCUAUAAAGGUGUGUAUGAAUUGAACCCUUUUAUUUUUUAGAAAAUUAUUUUGAAAGAUAAGGUCCUUAUGCCUCUCAAAACCGUACCGCGAGCGAUAUGUGUUAAUGUUCUUAGCAAAACUCCCCCGUACAGAAGACGCCUUUGUCCAAUGACACUUAUCUGUAAUGGAAUGGAACUGAGAGUCAAGAUCAAGGGCUAGGAGGUUCCUAAAUGUGAGAAGUGUGCAGGAGGACAUGAUACAAAGGAAUUGGAUACUAAUGGUGCUGGAGCUCAGAAGUGUCCAGUGAGAGAAAGGCAGGUUGAGGUUGCCAGGAUCAGAGUAGUACAGAAGGUGUCGUAUGCUUAGACAGUGAAGAGAGUAGUAGAAGAAGAUGGGUCCAGGGCGAUGGAUCCUAACAGGCUCUCUGUGAGUAGGCCGAGGUCAAUAGAGAGUGAUAGCAAUAAUGUGCUUCAGUAAGGUUGGUUUCUUAGUGUUCAUAGCCAUUGUUAUCAACUGUACUGCAGAACUGGAACUUAAAUCACAGGGAAAAACAUUUUGUGGUAGCAGCUGCAGAGAAGUACGCGGGUGUACGAGAUUUUACUGCAGAAGAGUUACAAGGUGUGUUGAACGAUAGUGUCCCGUCCUCCCAGGCUGUCGGCCUGGUGCAGGAUCAGAUAUGGCCAAGUAGUGGAAUAGUGGGGAGGAUUUAAUGGGUGUAGGGUUAGUUGGUAGGGCAAUUUUUGUUCCCUUUUCCCUGUCCUUUGUCCUUUACCUUUUUGUGUUACAAAGUGUAAUGAAUUCACACUCCAGAACAGUAGGCGGAAACACAGGGCUAGAUAAGAGAAAUAGAUGAAUAGUGAGGACUCACACUCCAGAACAGUAGGCGGAAACACAGGGCUAGAUAAGAGAAAUAGAUGAAUAGUGAGGACUCACACUCCAGAACAGUAGGCGGAAACACAGGGCUAGAUAAGAGAAAUAGAUGAAUAGUGAGGCCUCACAAUCCAGAACAGUAAAGUAUGUGGCGGUGUAUGCACUUUUCAGUUGGUUGUGAUCCGCCAAUACAAAUCUAAAGAAGAAGAAAGUAACACUAUGCAUGUUCCUAUGUAUUCACAACAUCUGAAACACUAUGUUGUUUAAAUAUUUGUUUCCCUGACUCAUUAGCAACUGGUUGGCACAGAGCAGAGUGACACUAAAUUAGAGCUUUGUUCCUUUAGUGUGUGCUGAUUGCCAUCUCCCCUGCUUUGUCACAUACCAGAAACCUCAUCACACGAUAGCCUGAAGCGGCUCACUAGAGAACGAUGAUGCGUUACUGGGGGGAGAUCCCCGGGCCGGCAGGCGCCCCACCGAGCCGCAGCUCCUUCGACCUGCUCCAGCGCGAGUUCCGCUCGGUGGAGAUGCAGGACCCCCCUCUGCACCAGCCCUCGGCCCAGCGGCCCCGGCCCACUACCAUGCUGGACAUCCCCUCUGAGCCCUGCAGUCUCACCAUCCACACGGUGCAGCUGUGCCAGCACACCCGGCGCCUCCGCAGCCUCCUGGCUGCAGCCCAGGGGAAAGGUCUGGUCCCCUCGGAGGGCAGUAGUGCUGGAGGAAGUAGCAGGCUGGAGGAAGGGGAGGCUCUUCCCCCACGGCCACCCACGCCGCCGGCCGCCCCCGAUGACCUGCUGCCCCUGGACAGCAAGGCACCCUGGCAGCCCUUCCAGCUCUGCCACAGCGACCCUGAGAGCGACUUUUACAUGUAAGACAGGAAUGGCUGUGUCUUGACUUGUUGCAGUGGCUUGCACAGUGUCACUUUGUAUUGUGAUCUAUGUUUAUUAAUUGAACUUUGCAUUGAAGUCAAGAUAAGCUAAACGGAUUAUGAUCGUAUUUUUUUUUGGAAGAAUGUGGUGAACAGUGCUCUGGCAACAAUGAGGCAAGGAAUUAUCACAGUUAUGUUCCAAGUUUUCUCCUGUGAGCUAGUUCUGUCUCAUCCCUCCUUCAAUCUUCACCUUUCUCUCCCUCUGUCUCUCACCCCCUCGUCCUCCCCUCUCCCCAUACAGGGGCAAAGGUGAGCCCGUCACCGAGCUGAGCUGGCCCUCGUGCCGACAGCUCCUGUACCAGUCAGUGGCCACAGUCCUGGCCCACGCCGGCUUUGAGUCGGCCCAGGAGAGCGUGCUGGAGACCCUGACUGACCUGGCCCACGAGCACUACCUGCGCCUCAGCCGACUGCUGCGCACGGCCGUGGACCGCGAGGCCCGCCUGGGUGCCACGCCCUUCCCGGACGUGGUAGAGCAGGUGUUCCACGAGGUGGGCAUCGGCAGCGUGCUGGCCCUGCAGCGCUUCUGGCAGGUGCGCAUCAAGGACUACCACAGCCACAUGCUCCAGGUGAGGAACUGUUGGUAUUGUUUCGGGAUGGGCUUGGUUUGUGAUGUGGUGGCUGGGGAAAAAAGUGGGUUGUGUUUAGUAGGACACAACAUUGUGAAAGGUAGACAUCCAUUGUGUACAACAGACUUGGAUAGUAUUACUCCCUCCUGAACAUGACCCUGACAUGGCUAGGUGAGACCAGGCACCUGCACCCUGUGGAGUUUAUUUGACCUUGUAGUCCUGUGUUGGUUAGAUUAUCCCACUGUUAACUCUCUAUCCCCUGUGCCGUUCCUAGAUCAGCCAAGAGCUAUUUACCACCCCACUGUUAAAACUAUCCCUUCGUUCUGUUCCUAGGUCAGCAAUAAAGGGCUCUACGGUGCAACCAUUUUACUCGCAUUUGCACCAAAAAAUUUUAAUGUGCGAACUGAAAAAGUCAAGUAUGAGCACAUGUGCAAGCUGGUUUAUAGCGGGUAGCUAAUCACACAAAGAACUACGAAUCCCAUAUAGCUAUCCUACCUCACGCAGCAAUAGUGCCGGGGGGGCUGUGUGCACUGUGAGUGAAGUGCUGAAAGAGUCACUUUUAGAAGCUCACAGGCAUAGAAGUCAAAUUUACCCGAAAGUCUACUAAAGUGUGAUGUUGUCCUCGUGUUUCUUGGCUAUUUACAUUAUUUUGUUCACACGCUAGGUUGUUUUUCAAUGUUAGUUUAAGCUUGCUCAACUGCUUGUCAAGAGAAGUCGGACAGACCGACAUGCAAGUGCCCUGUUUUACCACUGUAACCUCCGGCCCUUAAAGGGGCAGCUGAAUAUUUGUCUCAUCUAAUUUAUUGAAAUAUUUGAGGGUACAUUGUGCUUGAUUGCGCAUGGAACACGCCCAAAAACGUUUUAUUCAUGACUUUUAGUCAUUUAUUAUAAAAACAAACAUACUUUCAUUGUGCUCCUACAUUUCUUUGUGUGCUCCAAAAUGUUUGCUCCUUGUCAACAAUAUCAACGUAGGGCCCUGCAAGGAGCUCACUGUUAAACCUCUAUCUAUUCCCUGGGGCUGUUCCCAGGUCAGCAAGGAGCUGUCGGAGGAGUACGAGCGGCUGGUGAACCCUGAGAAGGCCCUGGAGGACUCCAAGCCCCCGCGGAUCAAAGAGGAACCCAUGAAUGACAUCGCCUUCCCCGUCAGCGAGGAGCCAGAGGCGGACCAGGCCUCUGGGGAUCAGGCCCUCCCCAUGGGGGUGCUGGGGGCCCCAAACGAGAGGCUGGCCGGGGGCCUGGAGGGGGAACACUCACCACACACCUCAGGUAUGGUAUAUACCCCCGUAAUACUAAUACUAUGUACAGUCCUCACCAUAUGUGUCGUGUCUCCCGAGUGGCGCAGUGGUCUAAGGCACUGCAUCACAGUGCUAGCUGUGCCACUAGAGAUCCUGGGUGGAAUCCAGGCUCUGUCGUAGCCGGCCGCGACUGGGAGACCCAUGGGGCGGCGCGCAAUUGGCCUAGCGUCGUCCAGGGUAGGGGAGGGAAUGGCCGGCAGGGAUGUAGUUCAGUUGGUAGAGCAUGGCGUUUGCAACGCCAGGGUUGUGGGUUCGAUUCCCACAGGGGGUAUGAAAAAUAAUAAUGUAUGCACUAACUAAGUCGCUCUGGAUAAGAGCGUCUGCUAAAUGACUAAAAAAAUAAUAAUAAAAAAAUAUAUAUAUGUAUUUGGACAGUGAAGCUAAACAUUUUAUUUUGGCUCUGUACUCUAGCAUUUUGGAAUUGAGAUCAAAUGAUUAACAUAAUGUAGUCUAAAGUGUAGUAUUUGGUCUCGUCCCUUGGACGCAAUGACUGAACUGUGUCUGAACAUUCUUACAUUCAUUUGGAUGCUACUGCGAUUAUGACAAAUCGUGAAUAAUGAAGAGGUACAAAGAUGAUACCCCCCCCCCCAAAAUGCUAACCUUCCAUUUUAUUGGUAAUGGUGAGAGGUUAGCAUCUGUUGUGUAACCACUAAUUUAGCCAAAAACAUAGCCAAAACAAACUGCAAAUGCACCCAACAAGUUUUUAGAGACGCAAGCUUGAUGUAGUCAUUGGGUGCGAGCAAUAUGGGACCAAAUACUAACCCUUUAGUCCAAAUACUUGUGAUUUCUUCAAAUGGUGGGGACUAGAUCCAUAAAGUGCUGUUGCUGUUGUCCAAAUGGUUAAACCUUUUUUUUUUUUUUUUUUUUGCAGACGCUUUUAUCCAAAGCGACUUACAGUCAUGCGUGCAUACAUUUUUUUUUUUUUUGUGUAUGGGUGGUCCCGGGGAUCGAACCCACUACCUUGGCGUUACAAGCGCCGUGCUCUACCAGCUGAGCUACAGAGGAUAGUGCCUCUUCGUUUUGGACUGUUUCAUUACGGAACCUAUUUGGCUGGAUCUGGUACCUCUCGAGGCAUGAAAAAUUAUUUACAAGUUUUGCAAUAUAGUUAAAUAAAAAAGAGCUCAAAGUUCAUUCGAGUUGCCUCUUCAUUAAUUAUCCUAGCUGUACAUGAAGCCCAAUAACAAGGCGUAGCCUACAGUCGGGAACGAGUGAACAAACGGCAUGCGGACAAAACAUGCCUUUCGCAAUAUUUCAAAUACAAUCGAGGGAAAUACAGGUUGGAAAGCAAACGGUUCCUGCUGAAAAGAGAAGACUAAUCUGUCUGCUGUAGGCUACCAAGAUAUUUGAUCAACUUCCAAAUAUGUUUUUACAAAGUAAAACGAGAGAGAGGCUUUUGGCAUGAGCGCAUCGACCAUCACCAGCGAGUGAGCUGCGCAUCAUUGGGUGAGUUAGUGAAACUGGAAAGCAUUUUUAGGACAAAUUUCCUCCUCAUAUUGUAGCCGACAACAUGUGUCUCCACACGCCUCGGCUAUUGAUGGAUUCAAGACGAGUUCGUUUUUGUUGAUCUCAGUUUGUCAGUGUCAAAGUAGCCUGUCAUUUCGAUUAUUUGUGCGGCAUUAAAAAAGAUUCUGCCAAAGUCUCCAGUCAUGUAUAAUGACGUAGAAUUGAAUGAAAUGCGUUUAUAAAAGGCAACAAUUUUACCGGACCCUAGGCUACAAAAUACAAUUCCCCAUGUGUGCAACUUCUGUACGUGCCUCUACUUUACUGCUCUAUGCCACUACGCAAAUGCGAUGAUAUGCAUGCAAUGCUUUAUUAUAAAGGUGAUAUGAAUAAAUAUAUAUAUCUGAUAAGAGGUGACAUUCUGUACUAUCGUGCCAUAUUGAUCAUUUGAUCUGAAAUUCAAAAUGCUGUAUAGAGCCCAAAUUAACAUGUUAUCUUCACUGUCCAAAUACAUAUGAUGAGGACAUAAGGACAUGCAUAACAUAAGGCAUGAGAGUUGGUUGUGUUUUUUUUUUUAAAUACCCUAAAAGUAUGGCACUGAUUCUAACAUUGACUUGCAUGAUAUCAUAACACUGACCGUAUGAACGUGUUUUUUAGCAUUUGACAUAGAUGUAUACUUCAUUUAUGCCUACAUGAUAUAGAUACUUUUCUUAAAUUGGACAAACACUGGUAUGAUACCCUCAGGGACCAAGAGGCAAUGAUCAUGUUAACUGUAUAACAUUGCAUUGUUUUCAUGAGAUAGAUUUGAUUACAAAUAACUAUUUCAUAUACAGUAUUUGUAACCAUGUUCUCUCCUUCAUCUUGGCCUAUGUGUCCCUGACAGGUGGCGGAGUUGCCAUCAGCUCCCCCUUGUGGCACCUGUCGCAGGUGAAGAUGGAGCCCCAGGACAGCGAGGAGGGCCAGGUGUCAGGCCACGGGGUACUGGGGGGUGAUGUGUUCGAGGAGGGAGGGCCCAUGUCCACUAUGAGCGAGGCAGACGGCAUGGCGCCCUCGCCCGGAGGGGCGGCGUCGGACGGCAGCUAUGCUUCGCACUCUCCCGACUCACUCAUGGGCACGUCGCCCGUCUUCAACCAGAGGCCCAGGAAGCGCAUGAAGAAGAUAUGAGGAGCCUCAGACUCGCGGAGGCGGCCAUUUUGUGUCAAGGUAACAUUGGCACAUAGAGUGGCAAUACGAAACAUUGCAAGGUUCCAAACUGAUUCCUAUGCCGUUGUCCAUUUUCCCCGAACAGAUCUGAAAGUAUUGGAUAGGUCUCAACAAUAGACCCCUUUCUGUGUUUGCAAACAUUGCCGCACGAGGGCGAUGCGCGCUAGUUGGUAGUAGAACACGGGGAGUUCUUAUUGAAUGCCAGCAAAAAAAGCCUCUAUUUACAUGUUGCUUAUGAAUGCAUUUCACACUACUUUUGGGUUAUAAUUGGAUUUUAAGGCUCGUGUGAAUGUCCUGCUUAAUAUAAUGUUUGUGUCAUCAUUGCAAAUCAACUGCAUUAUACUUAAAAAACACUUACACUUCAACCAGUAAAAUGGCUCUUUGGCAA
This is a messenger RNA of Coregonus sp. 'balchen', 11420 nucleotides long. Lineage: Eukaryota; Metazoa; Chordata; Actinopteri; Salmoniformes; Salmonidae. The record is from the annotation of a GenBank genome assembly.